AUGUCUACCCCCCUUCCCAAAAGAGAUGAGCGCUCUGCCCCAAAGUUUGACCCGAAAAAUGAGGCACUCUUGCCGAACUUCUUCGAAGAGUUUGAACGAACAGCUAAGGCCGCAGGGAUUGAUGAGGACAGUGACAGGAUGAAGAAGACCGUAUUAGGGUACCUCGACGCCAAGACCAUGAAGUUCUGGCAAUCCCUGGAUACCUUCGACGACGACGCUAAGACAUGGGAGGAGUUCAAGACCGAAAUUCUCGACUAUUACCCAGGUGCUACAGGAACUGCCAACGUCACUACCGAGGAGCUGGUAAGGGUCGUCGAAACCUUCCAGAAGAAGACUAUCUCGACAACCCAAGAACUGGCCGAGUACCACCGAGAGUUCGCGGUGCACUACGUCUGCCCCUUCCCGGAGAGCAUCCGGUCGCGUAUCGACACUGGACUCUAUGUCCACUACCCUACUAAGAAAGUAGGCCAAGCCUAUACCAUCAACGAGAUACGAAAAGUCGUUACCUUUCUCCUCUCAGACGCCUCAGCUCCAGUUAGCUCAGGAAGUUUUCGUAGUGGGGAUCGGAUGACGAUCCCCCAUCCUACAACCAUGGACACACCGGUAAUCAAAACCGAAUCCAAAGACUCCGAAGAUUCUCUAUCCCAGCAAGUAGCUGCGCUCACACAAAUGAUGCAGCAGUUCGUAAAGGAGAAUAAAAACAGAGAUGUCCGGACACGCGAGCUGCGCAAACCACGAACAGAUAAAACUUGCCCUUGGGACGGGUGCACUAGCAAAAUGCUGAAAGAUUGUCCGGAUCUGGUGGAUUGGGUCGCAAAGGGAAGAGUGGAGCGAAACGAACGAGGCUUUGUUCAGUUGAAAGGAGGACGAGACCUACGAAACGAAACCAAGUACAAGCGCGGAUUGGUGAAGACUCGAUUUGUCACGAAGCGGCAGAGGCGAAGUGACUAG
Lentinula edodes (shiitake mushroom) is the source of this 951-nucleotide messenger RNA. RefSeq lists its product as uncharacterized. The transcript is spliced from 2 exons. The coding region runs from base 1 to 951 and encodes 316 amino acids. NCBI's taxonomy places the organism in Eukaryota, Fungi, Basidiomycota, Agaricomycetes, Agaricales, Omphalotaceae. The record is from RefSeq and is a predicted model, not a curated record.